Messenger RNA from Pyricularia oryzae 70-15, 1631 nucleotides. RefSeq names its product NADH oxidase. Gene Ontology annotation, molecular function: oxidoreductase activity; FMN binding. The transcript has a single exon. Lineage: Eukaryota; Fungi; Ascomycota; Sordariomycetes; Magnaporthales; Pyriculariaceae. Bases 274 to 1530 code for a protein of 418 amino acids. The record is from RefSeq and is a predicted model, not a curated record.
AGAGGAGAUAAAAAAAAAAAAAGCUUGGCUGGAGCCAACAUGCAGGAGGCGAAACAGACUCGAAUAUAAAUAUAAAUGGAACUGGCUCUUUUAGCUGAAUUGAAAAUGGGAGAUGAUCAUUGUGUCCCGUGUUUCUCUGUCUGUCUGUUUGUCUACCUACAUACCUAGUCAUCAGUUCUUUUAAGCCUUGGACGAAUACCGUGCCAAGCUGAUUCCCGCAAGCCAAGUCAACACCCCUAGAAACGAAAGAAGCAAGAGACAAAAAAAAAAAACAUGUCCCCACCACGCUUCGAAGCGGCCCCUGCCGACCCCUCACCGCUCGGCACGCCGCUCAAAUACCCCGUCUCGGGGCGGUCGGCGCCCAACCGGUUCCUCAACGCGGCCAUGUCGGAGGGCCUGGCGACGUUUGACGAGGCGGACCCGUCCAAGCGCGGCAUCCCGACGGAGCAGCUGGUGCAGCUGUACCGGCGCUGGGGCCAGGGCGAGUGGGGCCAGAUCCAGACGGGCAACGUCAUGAUCGACCCGGAGCACCUCGAGGCCCCGGGCAACAUGGUGGUGCCGCGCGACGCCGAGCCCUCGGGCGAGCGCUUCGACAUGUUUUCCAAGCUCGCCGCCGCCGCCAAGGAGCACGGCAGCCUCAUCGUCGCGCAGGUCGGACACCCCGGUCGCCAGGCCCGCGGCAGCGUCCAGCAGCACCCCAUUAGCGCCAGCGACGUGCAGCUUAAGCAGGAGAUGUUUGGGUCAAAGUUUGGCGUGCCCAGGCCCGCUACCAAGGAGGAUAUUAAGGCGGUGAUUGAGGGUUUUGCCCACACGGCCGAGUACCUUGAAAAGGCCGGUUUCGACGGUAUCGAAUUGCACGCCGCCCACGGUUACCUGCUGGCCCAAUUCCUGUCCGAAACAACCAACCAGCGCACCGACGAGUACGGCGGCAGCCUCGAAAACCGCAUGCGGCUAAUCCUCGAGGUCACGGCCGAGGUCCGCAGGCGGACGAGCAAGAAUUUCAUCCUCGGCAUCAAAAUUAACAGCGUCGAGUUCCAGGAGAAGGGUUUCAAGCCAGAGGAGGCGGUGCAGUUGUGCGAGGCCCUCGAGGCCGCGGGCAUGGAUUUUGUCGAGACGAGCGGCGGCACCUAUGAGAGUUUUGGUUUUGCGCACCGCAAGGAGUCCAGCCGCAAGCGGGAGAACUAUUUUAUCGAGUUCGCCGAGGUCAUCCGCAAGGCCGUCAAGCACAUGGUGGUCUACACCACCGGCGGCUUCAAGACGGUGGGCGCCAUGGUCGACGCGCUGCAGGGCGUCGAUGGGAUAGGCAUCGGGCGCGCAGCCGGUUCGGAGCCGGACCUCGCCAAGGACAUCAUCGCGGGCAAGGUGUCCAGCAUUAUCAAAUACGCCAUGGGGGAGGACGAGUUUGUGCUGCAGUUGACUGCCUGCUCGGCGCAAAUAAGGCUGAUGGCCAAGGGCGAGGAGCCGUUUGACAUCUCAAACGCCGACGAGGUGGCGCGGGUGACGCAGUUGAUGGCGGAGGGCAAGGUGUAGGAGGUUGACAUGAGAGAAAGCAAACCUUGGCCUGGGCGAAAGCCGGGUAAAUAUAUAGCCAGUAGGGCAGUUAAGAAAUAAUCGAGUCAAAAGUAACCACA